UUAUUUUAUUAUGGUAAGAACAUAACAUGAGAUCUACCCCCUCAACAAAUGUUUAAGUGUAUAAUAGAGUAUAAGUACAAUAGUGCACAACAGAUCUCUAGAACUUACUCAUCUUGCUUAACUGAAACUUUAUGCCUGUUGAUUAGCCGUAUGUUUGUUCUUUGAUGUGUCCUGAGCAUGCACACCCGUUUUGCCUGGCACAUAGUAGGCACUCAAUAAAUAUUUGUUGAAUGUUGAAUAAAUUUGUAGUCACAUAAUUGUCACUUUAAAUAACUAUUAAGCACAGCAGGAUAAUACACGAUUAUUUAAAUAGUGAACAUUUAAAAUCUAUAGUAUUUUGUUUUAAUUGAGCAAAUUCUUCUGACUGUUGUUUCUAUAUGCAUCCUAUUAGUUUUAUUUUUUUAAUUAUUAUUUUUUUAUUUUUUAAAAAUAUAUUUUUAUUGAUUUAAGAGAGGAAGGGAGAGGGAGAGAGAGAUAGAAACAUCAAUGAUGAGAGAGAAUCAUUGAUUGGCUGCCUCCUGCAUGCCCCACACUGGGGAUCGAGCCUGCAACCUGGGUAUGUGCCCUUGGCCGGAAUCGAACCUGGGACCCUUCAGUUCGCAGGCCAACACUCUGUCCGCUGAACCAAACUGGCUAGGGCCAUCCUAUUAGUUUUAAAUAAUAUUUCCCAUAGUAGUCUUACUUUUAUAAAAUCGAUUCUUUUAAAAGAGUUUUUUGUUUAAAGAUGAUGGAUAGAACCACCUAAUAGGAAGAUUAAAUGCCAUGUAUAUUUGUGAUAUAUGUUACCUAAACCCUUGAUUGUGCCUGUGGAUUCUCCCCACCUUAUGAGUGUUUAGGUUAUUUUUUAACUAUUCGAUUUACUUUUUAUUUUUUGAUAGAGCUUAACUUUGCUAAAAGACAUACCAGUUCAUCUUUAGCUAUGGUUUGAUGCCCAUAAUUUGGGAAACGAGCUUAGAAUAAAACAUAUUCUUAAAGAGAGAUAGUAGCUUUGAGUAGAAAUAAGAGCUGGGAGGAGCCUUACACUGUGCUGAGAUGACCUGCAGAGCCACAGGACACACUCACUGGAGCCCCAGGUCCACAUUUCAGUGGUGGAUUGAAGCAUUUUGUCUAAAAACAAACAAACAAACAAACAAACCAAAAAACCCCACUAGGUUCCAGAUUUUGUCUACUUUGUUUUUGGAGAUAGCCAAUACUUGGCAAUAUUGAUAACUCUAUUCUAAAUCAAUUUUACAUCAUGUGCUUCUAUCUUUAAAGCUAAAUUUUGUAAAACUGAUUGUUAUGCAUGCUGAUAAAAAGCAAAUGCACAAAAUAAAAAUUUAUAAUGUUAUAAUGUAAAUCAUCUGCUAAAUGUUCUAGUAUCUGCUAAGACAUUGAAUUGUUUUUAACAUUACGUGUAGCUGCAAGAUGUAUUAGCAAUUACAUCCAUAAGAAAGGAAUUUAACAGGCAUUUCCUUGCAAAUCUAGAUACGAGCAACUACUGAAAUUUUCUUGACAUGUGUUUGAUUUUCACUUUCUUUAUAAUGUGUUACUUUGCUGAAACCACAUUCAAAGGCUAGGAAGAUUGAACCCCUGCAAAAUACACUUGAAGGUUAAGUAACUACAGAUCUCAGCUAAUCCUGUGUAAUCUGCUCUUACUAAAUGGCUGUUUGCGUUCCAGGCACACCAGUCUCUGAAUGCUUAGGAUUUGGUUUUUACCUGUUGUUCCAAUAACCUCUAAAAGGAGCAAUGCGUCUCUUAGCAUGUCUGGGCGUUGUGCUUAGCUUUUUGGAAGGAGUGAGUUGUUUAUGUCCGUCACAGUGCACCUGCGAUUAUCACGGCAGAAAUGAUGGCACAGGAUCAAGGUCGGUGCUGUGUAAUGACCAGGAUAUGAAUGAGCUCCCCAUGAACUUCCCCGUGGACACUGGGAAGCUUCGCAUAGAGAAGACCGUCAUCCGCACGAUCCCCGCCGAUGCCUUCUACUACCUGGUGGAGCUCCGGUACCUCUGGGUGACUUACAAUUCUGUCUCCAGCCUUGAGGCCAGCAGCUUUUACAACCUGGGGCGGCUGCAUGAGUUGCGCUUGGAUGGGAAUUCUCUAGCUGCCUUCCCUUGGGCAUCUCUGCUGUACAUGCCCCAUCUAAGGAUCCUGGAUUUGCACAACAACCAAAUAACGAGUGUGCCAAAUGGGGCAGCGAGGUACCUGAAGAACCUCACCUACUUGGAUUUAUCAAGCAACAGACUAACCACACUGCCACCAGAAUUCCUGGAGAGCUGGUCCCAUGUACUUACAACACUGUCCAGAAGCCGGAAGCUUUCAACAACAAGAAUUAUUCUUGGUCUGCAGGACAACCCGUGGUUCUGUGACUGUCACAUUUCCCAAAUGAUCGAGAUAUCCAAAGUUGCUGAUCCCGCCAUAGUACUUCUUGAUCCACUGAUGGUCUGCAGUGAGCCCGAGCACCUGACAGGGAUUUUAUUUCAGCGGGCUGAGCUGGAUCAGUGUCUGAAGCCAUCGGUGAUGAUCUCGGCCACCCGAAUCACGUCUGCUCUGGGCAGUAAUGUCCUGCUACGGUGUGAUGCCACUGGCUACCCCACCCCGCAACUCACAUGGGCCAGAUCUGACCGCUCACCUGUUAAUUACACAGUAAUUCAGGAAUCUCCAGGGGAAGGAGUCAGAUGGUCGGUAAUCAGCUUGACAGACAUUUCUUACAAGGAUGCUGGGGAUUACAAGUGUAAGGCCAAAAAUUUGGCUGGGAUGUCAGAAGCCCUGGUUACUGUGACAGUGGUUGGUGUCACGACCACCAUAGCACCAGACAGUUCUGAAAGAAGGAGUGGAGAUCACCCUGGGCGAGAAGUCCAGCCAGGACCUAGAAGAUCUAUAUCCAUACCUGGUUCAUCGCCAUCUCCCUGGCCUUCUUCCUCCCCUCCUUUCUCUCCCUCUUCUUCCACUUUUCUUUCUACUUCUACUUCAUUUCCUGCUUCUGCUGCUUCCUUCUCCUUAUACCCUUUCUUCUCCUCCGUUGUUUCUCCCACCACAAUUCCAAGCACUAAAAUUUCAACAAGCACCACCAUGGCCAGCCGACAGUCACUCCAGCUCCAUCCAGAUGGGGAAAGAAAUUUAAAGGUGGAGAUGGGUGGAAGUAAGCGUCCCCCAGCUAGUGUAAGUAGAAAAGAAGAGCUGGCAUUAUUGGAUCAAACCACAGUAGAAAACCUCAGGGCAGUCAGCAAGACCAAAGAGAGUGUGACCUUGAUGUGGAACGCCAUCAACACUACGCAUAGCUCUGAGGUGACCGUGUUGUAUUCCAAGCAUGGGGAAGAGGACCUGCUGCUGCUGAAUGCAGACUUCAGCAAGAACCAAGUAACCAUAGAUGGCCUGGAGCCUGGAAGGCAGUACAGAGCAUGUGUCUGUCCAAAAGGAGCGCCGCCCCAGAAAGACCAAUGUAUCACCUUUUCUACUGACAGUGUUGGAGAAGGUCACUCUCAAGAGCCCUUCCUUAUUGCGGUGAGCGGCGCUGCCUGUGUGGUUGUCUUGCCAUUGAUUUUUUUCCUGUUGUAUAAAGUUUGUAAACUGCAAUGUAAGUCAGAAUCCUUCUGGGAAGAAGAUUUGGAGAAAGAGACUUACAUCCAAUUUGAAACCCUGUCCACAAGGUCUCAAAGUAUAGGGGAACUUUGGACACGAAGGCACAGAGAUGAUCCCGAAAAAUUGCUGCUUUGUUCUGGGUCAAGUGUGGAAUCUCAGAUGACUUUUAAAACUGAAGAGAUCUAGACCAGAUUAUUAUUGCUAAGAUUAUAUAGCUCAGGCACAGAAGAACGCACAAAAUAUCUUCCAAAAAAAAAAAAAAAAGAAAAAGAAAAUGAAGAAUUUGAGGGUGUAUUUGCCUCUUUGUUUGGAUGACUUUUGGACAGACUUUCACAUCUUCCAUAAAAAUCACAAAUGGAGUGAUUUUGUGUUUUAAAAAACUACCAUCAGACCUCUGAACUGAACAAGCUUUUUAUUCUUUUUGUUUUUUCAAUCAAAUCUUUAUUGUUGAAAGUAUUACUUAUGUUCCCCUUUUCCCCCCAUUGACCCCUUCUAGCCUGUACCCCCCACCCCCCACCCCAGACCUUCACCACCCUUUUGUCUGUGUCCAUGAGUUAUGUAUAUAUGCAUACAAUGAGCAGACAAUCUUGAUUUUUUUGUAUGGAAGGUGUACAUGGAAAUAAUCUUUGGAACAGUGCGUAUUAACACAUUGCAGACGGAUCACAAGAAUUCUUGUGUUUUCUGUUCUAAGGCUUGUGGUCAAUCAUACUUUAAAAAGAUAUUAUCUUGUAAGAACAUGUAAUAAAUAACUUCAAAAUGCAAUGGGUAUUUAAUUUUAAAGAGUGCCUUUAACAUUUAUGUGAAACAUUUUUUGUACUUGUUCAAUAGAAACUUAUGGGACCACUGGGUAAAGCAAGCAAUAAAAUUACUAGUCCGUAAUGUGCUAAGUUAGACAUAUGUUUUAGGGCAGUGGUCGGCAAACUGCGGCUCGGCAAACCGCAGCUCGGGAGCCACACGCGGCUCUUUGGCCCCUUGAGUGUGGCUCUCCCACAAAAUACCGGCUCUUCCACAAUACCGACUUCUGCACAUGGGCCAUGAAGUUUCAAUUGCACUGUACGUGCGCGCUCGCACGUGGUAUUUUGUGGAAGAGCGACACUCAAGGGGCCAAAGAGCCGCAUGUGGCUCGGAAGCCGUGGUUUGCCGACCACGGCUUUAGGGUAAUGUUUUCGUUGUUAAAAAUAAUUUCAUGGAAAAAUAGUUGUAAAAAACUAAAGUCUGAAUUUUUAAAAGAUAGAUUUGGGGGCAGUGAGGAAAGAUUAGUAUAGCCAGCCAGUGGCUCUUGCUGUGGACAUUUGAUGCCAUUGCCUAGAGGGCCAGAGUGGAACAGUACAGAAUUUCGCAUUGGCUAAGGCUAAGUUCAACCCAAUGGAGAGGGAGGGCUCCAGCUCUUGGUACCAUUGUGCAUUACUACAUUGUAUGGUUGUAUCCAUAUCCCAAGUGAAACUAUUUCCCUUGUCCUUAGAAAUACAGGUAUUAGCAAAUACAUGUUUACAAAGAGGACAUGAUAACUAGUAAGGCCAUUUAAAAAAAUAGUUACUGCUGCAUUCUUAUACAUUUGCUAGCAGACUGUGUGGGUCUUUUUAAGAGCUCAUUUUAAAACAACUUCUUUAGUAUUUUGAUAUUUACUCUUCUUUUUUCCCUCCCUCUCCUCUUCUCUCCCUGCUCCUCCUUCUUUUCGCCCCUUCUGCUUUGUCAGGAGACAUUCAGGUAGUCAAAGGACCAUAUCUAAGCUGUUUUAAUUAUGCUAUGUUAUAUUUUGACCUCUUUGAUAAAAGAAAAACUGUGAAAGUCUUUUUUUUAGAACCAAUAAAAUAUGUAUUAGGAUUAUGAAAGAGCAGCUUCAGUGGAUUUAUUUGGUCAAACUUUCUAGGUUAAAAACAUACGGGAAAUUGAAUUGGAGUGGGUUACAUGACUAGAAAGAAAAAGGGCUUUAAAAAUAAAAUUUAGUUUUUUUUUUUUAAAGUGUUCAUCACCUUUACUAAAAGUUAUAUUCCUUUUGCAUCAAAGGUUUUGGAGUAUAAAUCAUAAAAAAUAUACACAUUUGAAUGGCAUCAAGGUUAUACUGAUGACAUCAUAGCUCUUACGUUCUUACUAGACGCCCGGUGCAUGAAUUUGUGCACGGGUGGGGUCCGGCAGGCCCCGCCCCCUGGUCGAACACCCAGUCGAACUCCCAGUUGAGGGGACCAUUUGGAUAUUAGCCUUUUAUUAUCCUAUAUAAUAAAAGAGAAACAUGUAAAUUAAUCAUCCCUCUGCUACACUCACCAGCCAAUCAGAGUGAGUAUGCAAAUUAACCUCAUCGCCUCCAUGGAGACUGACAGCAGGUAGGAGGCAGCUCCCAGCACGGCCUACUUGGCCGUCGCCGUGGCAACCCAGGA
This is a messenger RNA of Myotis daubentonii (Daubenton's bat), 5930 nucleotides long. It is a transcript of the gene LRIT3, whose product is annotated as leucine rich repeat, Ig-like and transmembrane domains 3. Gene Ontology annotation, molecular function: protein binding. Lineage: Eukaryota; Metazoa; Chordata; Mammalia; Chiroptera; Vespertilionidae. The record is from RefSeq and is a predicted model, not a curated record.